UGAGCUUGCAAUAUUUUGUGAUUUGCAGAUUUUUGUGAAUUUAGUAGUCAUCCGCGUAGUAAUUCUCCACUGAAUCGAAGCAAAAGCAACGAAUAAUGACUCUUGCUUCCAAGAUGGAGGUUGACCCCUCGAAGGGGGAGGGCUUCCGGUCCUACUACAUCCAAAAGAUUGAGGAAUUGCAGCUGAUUGUUGCGGAGAAAAACCAGAACUUGCGCCGACUGCAGGCUCAGCGUAACGAGCUGAAUGCCAAAGUGCGUAUGCUACGUGAAGAGUUGCAACUGCUGCAAGAACAAGGAAGUUACGUGGGAGAAGUGGUUAAGCCGAUGGACAAGAAGAAGGUAUUGGUAAAGGUUCAUCCGGAGGGCAAGUUCGUAGUUGAUAUCGAUAAGAACAUUGAUAUCAAUGACGUUACACCGAACUGCCGGGUUGCGUUACGGAAUGAGAGCUACACGCUGCAUAAAAUUCUGCCGAAUAAGGUCGACCCUCUUGUGUCGCUUAUGAUGGUCGAGAAGGUACCGGAUUCGACCUAUGAAAUGGUUGGUGGACUCGAUAAGCAGAUUAAGGAGAUCAAGGAAGUUAUCGAACUCCCUGUGAAGCAUCCGGAACUAUUCGAUGCUCUCGGAAUUGCGCAACCGAAGGGCGUUCUCCUGUAUGGACCACCCGGAACUGGAAAAACUCUUCUUGCUCGAGCCGUAGCUCAUCACACGGAAUGUACCUUUAUUCGUGUUUCCGGUUCGGAGCUAGUGCAGAAGUUCAUCGGUGAAGGAUCUCGUAUGGUGCGAGAACUGUUCGUUAUGGCUAGAGAGCAUGCUCCAUCCAUCAUCUUUAUGGAUGAAAUCGAUUCCAUUGGAUCGUCGCGUAUUGAGAGUGGUAGCGGAGGAGAUUCCGAAGUUCAACGAACUAUGCUGGAACUGCUAAAUCAGUUGGAUGGAUUUGAAGCAACCAAAAACAUUAAGGUCAUCAUGGCAACAAACCGAAUUGAUAUCUUAGACCCGGCUUUACUGCGCCCCGGGCGUAUUGAUCGCAAAAUUGAAUUCCCCCCACCAAACGAGGAGGCUCGGUUGGACAUUUUGAAGAUUCAUUCUCGCAAAAUGAACUUGACGCGCGGCAUCAAUUUGCGUAAGAUUGCCGAGCUAAUGCCGGGAGCUUCCGGGGCUGAGGUGAAGGGAGUCUGCACCGAAGCUGGCAUGUAUGCUUUGCGAGAGAGACGCGUUCAUGUUACUCAGGAGGACUUCGAAAUGGCCGUAGCGAAGGUGAUGCAAAAGGAUUCGGAGAAGAACAUGUCCAUUAAGAAAUUGUGGAAGUAGUUGCCUCGUGUUGGGGUAUUCUGGUAAAGUUUUUUGUAAGUCUGCUAAUGUUCUAAUUAAUUCUACGUUCACGAUCGCCGAAUAACAGGUAAAUUGU
Messenger RNA from Sabethes cyaneus, 1404 nucleotides. It is a transcript of the gene Rpt6, whose product is annotated as 26S proteasome regulatory subunit 8. Gene Ontology annotation, molecular function: proteasome-activating activity; ATP binding; ATP hydrolysis activity. Bases 96 to 1307 code for a protein of 403 amino acids. Gene Ontology annotation, cellular component: proteasome regulatory particle, base subcomplex. The transcript is spliced from 3 exons. Lineage: Eukaryota; Metazoa; Arthropoda; Insecta; Diptera; Culicidae. Gene Ontology annotation, biological process: proteasome-mediated ubiquitin-dependent protein catabolic process. The record is from RefSeq and is a predicted model, not a curated record.